AAAAUGGCUGAAUUUAGUUUUUUAAAAAGGAAGUUUGAAAGUCUAAGGAUAGUAGAUGAUGAGGCUCCAAAAACAAUUAAAAAAACCUUUAUUUAAGAUGGAGAUUUAUAUCUAUUAGGAAAAAAGAUUCAAUCUAUUCAUUUGGUUUAGCCUUUGUAAUAAAUAAUAAAGAAACCAGAUAUCUAUUAGACUUGUUUAAAUAAAAAGGAGAUGUAUAAUCCUUUUUUAUAUAUUGAUCGACCUAUCACAAAUGAAAAGGAUGAGUUGUGAUAUAUAAUUAUAAAUUAUAUAAAUAUACUUUAUUA
Messenger RNA from Paramecium sonneborni, 305 nucleotides. Lineage: Eukaryota; Ciliophora; Oligohymenophorea; Peniculida; Parameciidae. The record is from the annotation of a GenBank genome assembly.